CCGGCUCCAUUAGGUUCUCCGGCAGGUCCUACAAAGUAUAAAUAUCUCAUCCAAACCGCACCGCGUGUUUGAACGGCCCGUUUCAUCCGUUUCCUCGGGACUUUGAACAAUGCAGCUCACUGCGGUUCAGCCGACCCUGUGAGAUGGAGAAAACCUCAGCUGAAGAUGACUGCGUGGAUUCGGGGGCCGAGACCGGAGGGUCUGAUUACAGUCCCUUGUCCUCAACGAGCAGUGAGUUAUCCAUGGGGGAGCUCCAGGACCCCUUCCUCGUCAGCGUCCACCUCAUCGCUGACCCCGGCCACGGAAAGUUCCUGCAGCGUGCUGCUGACGCUGUGCUGGCGUGGGUUCACCCUGAGCUGCAGCUCUUCCGAGUGUCAGAGCGGGCCUCCCAGCGGCCCCGGCCCAAGCACCAUCAAAACGGCAGCUUGGCUGCAGCCUGCCAGCCGGCCCUGGCGGUCAUCCUGUUCCUCCAGGAGGCGUACGGCGGCGAGGAGCAGAUACUGAUGCUGCACCGGACCCUGCAGAGGCCGCCUUGGCGCUACCACCACACUGAAAAAGUCAGCAAUGGCCGGCGGAUGCUACCGCUGGCGCCGUGCAGCCAGGACUUCUUCACUCUGUCUCCUGGCACGCCGCUCUGGGCUGUGCGGCAGGUCCACUACGGCAAAGAAAUCGUGCGAUUUACUGUUUAUUGCCGACAUGAAAAUUACAUUGACAUGGUGCGGCUUUACAAGCUGCUGCUCCAGCGGAGGGUGGCGCAGAAGAAAGAGGACUUUUGUUUCUUUGUGGUGUACUCCAACCCGGAUAUGGAGAUCCAGUUGUCAUUCAAGAGGCUCCCACGAGGCCAGAGUCCGGUGGUGCUGGAGUCAGCGGUGAUGGAGGUCAGGGUACGAGAUGUCGGGGCGCUGGUGCCUCUGCUGCCACACCCCUGCAGCCCAAUCAGUGAGGUCCGCUGGCAGACAGAGGACUACGAUGGAAAUAAGAUCUUGCUGCAGGUUCAAGGCGCACACUUCAAACACCAGCAUGAUCCCUGCCAUAUACCAUCUGCUAUCAGUGAAUCAGCCUCGGCUCCAUCCACCUUCACCCGGAGUGCAGCCUCCUACAGGAACCGUCGGCAUCACCAUCGGGCAACAUCCCGUCCCAGAGUCCACCAGACCCCCCACAGCUCCCACCCUCUGGCCUGCGAGGACCCGGACGAGCAGGAGCAGUGGACUGACAGGCAUCACCCGGACAGCUGGACGACCCAGUGGAGGGGCCAUCGGUCCAGCUCCCUCUUCUCCCUACCCAACCUGGGCUCAGCCAGUUCCCGCUCCACCUGUUCCUCCCCUGGCCCUUCUCCCAACCACCAUCACAGGAGCCACUCCCUCAACAGGAGCCCCUCCCUUGUCCCACCCUUCCGCCUCAACGUGGACGCUUUAAUUGGCGCUGAGGAGACAGAUGUGGACACAGGGGACAAAGUAAAUCCAGACAGCAGUGUGGACCUCACAGUGGUGUCGGCAUACAUCAAAUCCAGCCUGCCACAGACUUCUCGCCCGUUAUCGGCGCCACCAGAAGACCUGGGACCCUCCCUGUCUCCUGGCAUCCCAGAGUAUGCCUACAGGGCAGCCACACUGGGCCGGACUCCAAACAGCUUCACCACCAACACUCCCUCUACCUUGCAGGGGUUACGUAUCCAAAGCACCAGCAUGAACACGAGUGGGGCACCGUCCCUGAGUGAUGUUUCCAUAAACCAGUCUGACAGUUGUAGCGUUAUUAGUGCACCAGUUGAAGAGGCGAACAAGAUAGAAGAAGAAGAAGACCAAGAAUUCUACAUUUGAUUUACUAUUGUAGGCUGAGAGGACUCAGUCUGACCUUUGAGGACAGACUGAAGGGCUGAGACAGUCACACAGCUCUACUCUGGUGUUUGAUAGUACAACUAAAAUGACUGCAGUAUAAACUGGACUCUGUUUGAUGUUCUCGUGUAUUUGUGAAUAUUGCUUUUUUGCAUGUAGAAUUAAGCUUUGUAAAUGUCCGGUUAUAUAUAGGUAAAUGAAGUUACACAUUUAAAGGACCAGUCACAUAGCUGUGUACAGAGAUACUAUUCAAUAAACAGUUCUCUCCAUCAUGUGUGCUACACACUACCACUUUAAAACAACCUUCAAACAUUUACUCUCCAUAUUUAUUUAAAGUGUUUAUCCAAACAGCUUUCAUGGGUUGAGCAUUAAUGUGAGAAUAUAAUAAACUGUAUUUAUAUAUUGAACAUAUCCGAACACUGUGACAGUGUCUCUGUGGAGAUUCAAGAUGGCAAGAAAGCAGAGUAGUGUGUAGUAAAAGAUAC
This is a messenger RNA of Chelmon rostratus (copperband butterflyfish), 2314 nucleotides long. Its product is annotated as protein FAM124A. The record is from RefSeq and is a predicted model, not a curated record. The transcript is spliced from 4 exons. Lineage: Eukaryota; Metazoa; Chordata; Actinopteri; Chaetodontiformes; Chaetodontidae. Bases 144 to 1814 code for a protein of 556 amino acids.